AUGAGCUUGUCUUAUCUAUCUAUCUAUCUAUCUAUCUAUCUAUCUAUCUAUCUAUCUAUCUAUCUAUCUAUCUAUCUAUCUAUCUAUCUAUCUAUCUAUGUGAGUUGUUUUGUUUGUCCACUUUAUCCCCAUCUCUACUAUCUAUCUAUCUAUCUAUCCGCCAUUUUUUCUCAUCUUUGGCCACAGUUGUUCUUCCCCACAUCCGGUCAUUACUUAUCAAACCGACUCAAUUGCAUCCGCGGAACGGACCUUCGGUAUAUGAUUCCAUUUUUUAUUACUUCUAUCUAUCUAUUUUUUUUUUUACUUCUAUCAAUAUGUAGAAGUUUUAUCUAUCUAUCUAUCUAUCUAUCUAUCUAUCUAUCUAUCUAUGUUUUUAGUAAUUCUAUAUAUCUUUUUCCUUUCUUUUUUCUAUCUCCUUUUGAUUUCUAUCUAGGUAUCUCUCUCUACCUAUCUACUUUUGAUAUCUAUCUAUCUAUCUAUCUAUCUAUCUAUCUAUCUAUCUAUCUAUCUGCGUUUGUUCUCUAUGCGGCAGUCACGCGCGGUGUCUCUCGACCGGUGGCUGGAACAAACUCUCUCUCUCUCUCUCUCUCUGCCGUAGUGUCUCGGCGUUCUGUUUUUAUCGACCCACGUACAUGGGGAGUGAGGCGCUCUGGGUAUGCCAGCGUUCCCAAAAAUCCAAUCAGAGCUCUCUCUGAAAAUGUCCAAAUAUGUGGAACCCCCCCACCACCUUGGAAUUCUACUUGGGCCUUCUCCCUCUUUUGCUCACCUGAUCAAACACGUUUUCUUCCUGUUUAA
This is a messenger RNA of Acanthosepion pharaonis, 795 nucleotides long. Lineage: Eukaryota; Metazoa; Mollusca; Cephalopoda; Sepiida; Sepiidae. The record is from the annotation of a GenBank genome assembly.